CGCGAAGUUUCUUUAUCGGAUGAUAACGGGUGCACGGCGUUACAGCGUGCGGCAGCGGAUGGCCACGUCGAUGUCGUGCGGGUUCUUCUCGAGAGCGGAGCCGACCCCAACAAACAGGACCAUGUGCACGGCAACACAGCUGCGCACGAAGCGGCGUGGAAAGGGUAUUCCCGCACAGUGGCACUAUUGGCCCGAUGUGGCGACAUGCGUAAACGCAACGCAGCCGGGUUCGCCCCGCUGCACCUCGCCACCCAGAACGGACACAACCAAUCCGCGCGCGAGCUUUUACUUGCGGGCGCUCCACCCGACUUGCAAAAUAAUUACGGCGAUUCAUCUCUCCACACCGCCGCACGCUACGGCCACGCAGGAGUCACUCGCAUUCUCAUCUCGGCGCAGUGCCGCGUCUCCGAACAGAACAAAAAUGGAGACACCGCACUACACAUAGCAGCCGCCAUGGGCAGACGGAAACUAACACGCAUACUUCUCGAGGCUGGCUGCGACAAGUCUCUCAGAAAUCACCAAAGCGAAACGGCUAGAGAUAUCGCUACGAGAAAAGGGCUAGAAGAAAUCAUCAACAUUCUUAAUACUCCUGUAGCAAAGCAGCCCAAAAAGAAAGAUAGGCACAGAGAUAAAAGUAGAGAAAGAACGAUCGAUGAACCGGAUGAUGGAAAGAAGAGGGACAGGAGUAAAGACAAAAAGAAAAAGAAUGUCCACUUCGAGAACCCGGCACAGGUUCAUUGGUCUCCAUAUGGUUGUCAUUACUAUCCGGAUCCUAAAUAUUUCCCUAAGCCGAAGUUAAGCUCAUUACCCACCGAACCAUUGAAAAAAGGUGAGCAAUACUAUUUGGAUUUAGCGGGUAAUAUCAAAAAGGGUCCAAUCGGAGCCGGUUAUACGUGUUACUGCGCACCGUUUUUCAGGCAUAUGGAAGAAAAAUUAAACGAAGAUAAAAAAGACUUGAAACGUCAUAUCGAUAGAGCCCAUGAGAAAUUAGACCAAAAAGUUACAGAUUUGGAAAUGAAAACUCAGGGGCAAAUAUCGGAAUUGACUAGAUUUGUAGCAGCAGAAAGGGCCAUGUGUAAAGAAAGGCAUAAACAUUUGGAGCAAUGGUUGACGCGAGGCAUGAUGUUCAGAGCAUCAGAGAGAGUUAAAAAAUUAGAUUUUAGUCCAAAAGGCUCUGUAGAUAUACCACCGAUUAAAAGAACGAAAAGCUUAGAAAUUUUGGAUGGAAGUAAUGAGGAAUGGAACGAUGUAAAUAGGAUUAUUCAGAGCUUUAAUGAAAAUGUAGAACGGUGUGAAAGUAUUGCCAAAGAUCUGGAUCACAAACCUACGUCUAAGAGUUCCGAUGGACUAGACAGUAAAACACCUCCAAGUCCAAGGAGAAAGCAUUUGCUAAAAAAUUCUAAAAGUAGUGACCAAUUAGAUGCAGGGUCCAGUAGAUGUUCCAAAUCUCCCUACAAUCUUGCGCCUCAUUCGGCUAGUAGUCAUGAGCCGUCUCCUAACGUCACAGCAGAAAUUCACGUUAGACCUAAUAAAAUUUCAAUUUCACAGUCACCAGUGUCAGACGUUCCUAUUUAUAACGAAAGAUACAUGGCCUCUUGUCGACAAUCGGAAACAAUAUCACCAAGCAGUAGUAACAGAUAUUCGGAUUUUAAAAAUAUUGAGACGGAAGGAAAUACUAAAUUAAAUCAGCCACCAGAACCUCGAAACGAACUUGCUUGGAAAAGUCAAGUCUUACAAAGAACGGCGGACGACAUUCGCAAAAGAGUAAUACUGGAAAAAGAAAUGGCUGAAGUUCUGUCUAGAAAUACGAAGUCUUUGGACAUAUCUAAAGACGGAUAUAUUAAAUUUCAAAAACAACCAGAUUAUAGAGAAGAAAGCAACAUAGAACGAGAACCUCGAAAAACAGUACAAGAGCUAGUAGCUCAAGUUGAACACCAACAACGGUGUACUUCACCAGAGAGGGUGACACCUGUACAAAGAAAAAUUAUUGAAAAAGAUCCACAGAUACAAGUAGCUCAACCGCCUCCUGUUGUGUUAAAAAUGCCUCAACAACCAAUGAGACCAGCACCUGUAUUGAAAGAAAAACCACCGAAAUCGAAAAGAUUUAGCUUACAUAACCUCAUACCAUUCCCAACGAGGAAAACGUUUCAAACCCCGCCAAAAGAAAAUGGUAAUAAUUCAGAAAGUAGCGACGAAGAAGACAAUCCAAUAAGAAGUACAAAUCAACCGGGUCCCAUGAAGAAUACCAACCUCCUCCAAACUCUACCUCUACCGAAUUACGAGACCAUGUCUGUGAAUUCUCAAUCACCAGCUCCUCAAGUCCAACCACAAAACUAUCCCCACGACGUCAGAAUGAUUCCGAAAGAUGCAUAUUUUCAUGAAAUACCAAACAGGCCUAUACACCAUCAGUUGCCUUACAGGGAAAUCGAAAAUGGCGUACCAUACCCGCAAUAUCCCUGUCAAAACCAAUACGAGCACAACGAGCCAGGGCCACAAAAUCAAAUCCAAGGUCGGAACAGAAAUCCAAUAUACCAUCACCAGACUGGAGUCUUCAACGCUAUGAUGCAAGAUCACAUAAUACGAGAGAUAGAACGGAUACCACAUUGUUAUAGCGAACAUUUAGAUCAGAAUACGGAAGUGGAGAUCGCCAAUCAAAAUGAACACUUUCGCGGUGGUUACUACGAUAACCGUCCGCCAAUGUACCCGGGCUUUAGAGGGAACCCACAUGCAGUGAGGAAACCUGCUCCAGAUCAUAAUCUGCUGCAUAGUCGCCUUCAAUCCUUAGCCAUCAAUACUCAUUUGACGGAAACCCAAAGUCAGACAGACAGAGAAUCGCAUAACGACUCGGGAUACAGCACGAAAGUGUACGGUAGUUCACAAGGACCUUCUCCAAGCCUUUCUGGACACGUAGACGAUAACUUAUCAGGGCAGAGAGUAAGUGUAUUGCCUAACAAAGAUGACGGACAAAUGGGUGCCUCGAGCUUAGUCUGAAAGACAAAAUUAUAUACUUAAUCAAUAAAGUCUGAACCAAGCCAUAUUAUUAAAGAAAUAGCCUUGUAUCAAUGAAGUUGUAACUUCUUCCUAUGUUUUUAAUUCAUCUACAGCACUACACAUUUCUAUUUAUUCUGUAUUAACAAAAUAAACAUACUGAUAAAUAAAAGUAAA
Messenger RNA from Melitaea cinxia (Glanville fritillary), 3165 nucleotides. RefSeq lists its product as uncharacterized. The transcript has 4 exons. The annotation marks the transcript as partial. NCBI's taxonomy places the organism in Eukaryota, Metazoa, Arthropoda, Insecta, Lepidoptera, Nymphalidae. The record is from RefSeq and is a predicted model, not a curated record. Gene Ontology annotation, molecular function: protein binding.